Ictalurus punctatus (channel catfish) is the source of this 3257-nucleotide messenger RNA. RefSeq names its product RAD21 cohesin complex component b (gene rad21b). The transcript is spliced from 14 exons. The coding region runs from base 204 to 2111 and encodes 635 amino acids. NCBI's taxonomy places the organism in Eukaryota, Metazoa, Chordata, Actinopteri, Siluriformes, Ictaluridae. Gene Ontology annotation, biological process: synaptonemal complex assembly; replication-born double-strand break repair via sister chromatid exchange; mitotic sister chromatid cohesion. Gene Ontology annotation, molecular function: protein binding; chromatin binding. The record is from RefSeq and is a predicted model, not a curated record. Gene Ontology annotation, cellular component: cohesin complex; synaptonemal complex.
GCGGAAAGAGGGCGGGUAGAUAGCGCGCGAGACAGCGGCGCCAUUUUGUUUGUUUUAGAGAAACUCUAACGCUAUCGUAGGAGGAGGGGAGGAGGAACAGAGGGGAAACCCGGGGUACAGUGGCCAAAUAAGGAAAGCUACGAUAGGAGCGUUUCUUUGUUUGGCGUCCCCCACCGCCUCACUUGUGAGAAGGUGCUGGGACGAUGUUCUACGCCCACUUUGUCCUCAGCAAACGUGGGCCGCUGGCCAAAAUCUGGCUGGCGGCCCACUGGGACAAGAAGCUGACCAAGGCACAUGUGUUUGAGUGCAACUUGGAGAGUAGUGUGGAGAGCAUCAUCUCGCCAAAGGUGAAAAUGGCUCUGCGCACAUCUGGUCACUUACUUCUGGGUGUUGUGCGGAUCUACCACAGAAAAGCCAAGUACCUACUUGCUGACUGCAAUGAAGCUUUCAUUAAGAUCAAAAUGGCCUUUCGUCCAGGUGUGGUGGAUCUGCCUGAGGAGAACCGUGAAGCUGCCUAUAAUGCCAUCACCUUACCUGAGGAGUUUCAUGACUUUGAUCAGCCACUUCCAGACCUGGAUGAUAUAGAUGUUGCCCAGCAGUUUACCCUGAAUCAAUCUCGUGUGGAGGAAAUCACUAUGCGAGAGGAGGUGGGCAACCUGAAUUUACUGCAAGAAAAUGACUUUGCUGAUUUUGGGAUGGACGAUCGAGAGAUGAUGCGGGAGGAGAGUGCGUUUGAGGUGGACAUCAUCCACGGAGCUUCUGCCUCCAACCUGCUGCUGGAACCAGAGUCUACCAGCGGUCAGAUGACAGAUAAAUCCAACCACCUGGAGUAUGACCAAUACAAAGACGACUUUGGAGACAACCCAAUGGAGAGCAGUGAGGGAGGCAUGCUGGUGGACAAGCUUUUAAGUAAUGAGGAUGGGGGUGGCAUUUUUGAUGACCCACCUGCCAUUGCCGAAAGUGUCAUGAUGCCACAGGAUCAUGGUGGAGAUGACGACGAUGAUUUCGACAACCUGUCCCCAGCAGGAGGUCCAGACAGUCCAGACUCUGGGCCUGUGGAGCAGCUUCCCACCAUGACAGACCAGACAGAGCAGACCACACUGGUGCACAAUGAGGAGGAGGCCUUCGCCCUUGAGCCUAUCGAUAUCACAGUGAAGGAGACCAAAGCUAAGAGAAAGAGGAAGUUGAUUGUGGACAGUGUAAAGGAACUGGACAGUAAGACCAUCCGGGCUCAGCUGAGUGACUACUCAGACAUUGUCACCACUCUGGACCUGGCUCCCCCGACUAAGAAGCUGAUGAUGUGGAAGGAGACAGGAGGGGUGGAGAAGCUCUUCUCCUUGCCUGCUCAGCCACUGUGGAAUAGCAGGCUCCUUAAGAUGUUCACACGGUGCCUGACUCCUCUCGUGCCAGAGGAACUGAGGAAGAGGAGGAAAGGUGGAGAGGCUGACAGCCUAGAUGAGUUUCUCAAAGAUCUGGAGAACCCAGAGGUGCCUAGAGAGGAGGCUCUGUCUCAGAGAGAUAUAAUUGAUCAGACCAUCCUUGAGGAGCCCAGUGUGUUGCAGGCCUCUGCCAUGGAGGGCAGUCGUACCACUCUGGACGAGUCAGUCAUGCCUCCUCCCUCCAGCCACCGUGGCCAGAAGCGCAAGGUCCAGGACACAGAGCCUACUCUUCCUAUGCUGGAGGAUGACCGCUCUUCUAUCGUGUCCACACGGCUCAACGUGCAGCAAGUAGAGCUCCCUCCAGAAGAGCCAGUUAAUAUUUCCCAGCUCAUCCCUGAGUUAGACCUACUUGGGGAAAAGAGCAAGGAGAAAAAGGAUGAUGAUGAAGAAGAAGAGGAGGAGGAGGGUCAAGGUGGAGACCUGGAUCAGGAGGAGAGGAGAUGGAAUAAGAGGACACAGCAGAUGCUACAUGGCCUGCAGAGGGUGCUUGCCAAGACAGGAGCAGAAUCAAUCAGCCUGCUAGACCUUUGCAAGAACAACAACAGGAAGCAGGCAGCAGCCAAGUUCUACAGCUUCCUAGUGCUGAAAAAGCAGCAGGCAGUGGACCUGACACAGGCCGAGCCUUACAGCGACAUCAUCGCCACUCCUGGUCCCAGAUUUCACAUCAUAUAAACUAUCACACCAUAUAGUCAAGUGACAUUACACUGGCAGGUUUUGUUCCUUGUGUGUGUGUGUGUGUGUGUGUGUGUGUGUGUGUGUGUGUGUGUGUGUGUGUGUGUGUGUGUGUGUGUGUAAAUGAUAUGUUACAUUUAUUUGCCCGUGUUUUAUGUAACGUAAAUGUGACAUCUAUGUCUCAAGUAGAAGAUGAGUUUUUAUGGAUCUUCUGAUGAGGUUUUGGAUCUUCUGUUUAAUAUAGAAUCAUGUUUCAGUUGCAUUGCAUAACUACAGAGUAAACAUGGUUUGUGGAUUUUAGCACUUGUAUGAAAGCUGAUAUUCGUUUUAUAAGAGGUUUCAGUCUCUGUCCUUAACUACUCAUGUUUUGUCAGAUAAUUUCUGAUUUACAUUUGUGAAUGAAUUAGGUCCACUCAUUUUGCAUGCUUCAUAUGGAGUGUCACCUGAUAUAUAAACGGUCUGUUUUUAUUGGACCACUAAUUUCACCGUUGUAUAAGCUAAGUGCUCUAUAACCAAAAUAAUAACAUUAAUUGACUAUGUACUGAAAAUUUUGUUUCUAGUGUAGAAACAAUACAAAUCUAAAUGCCCAUAUUUUUAUAUGGGUUUUUAAAAGAGAGGAAGUUUUUCUUCCUUCAGAAGUGGUCCUUGCCCCAGUGCUCACAGAGCAUGAAUGUUCUGAACAUGUAAACAAAGGGCAGCUUUAUAUUUGUCAUGUAGACAAAGCUGAAUGAGACUGAUAGAUAUUAACUGUGAUAUAUAUUAGAUUAAAUUAUAUAUUGAUAUUGUGCCAUUUGUUUGAAACAUGUUUUCCCUCAUCCAUUGUGCAGCAUUUGUUGUUGUCAUCUGUUGCAAGCCUUGUGUAGGAAAGGCUAGUAGGUCAUAAAUGUUACAGAAAUGGCAACUAUUCGUUUUUAUAUUUACCUUAUGUGAUCUAGGUAAUCAUGUCCUGUUACAGUACAUAUUUUAUUCAAACUUGCCUUUUAUUUAGGCGUAUUUGCUAGUAAGUUUCCAUUGUGCUUGUUUAUAUGGAAACUGUAGAAAACACUAAGUAUUACAGUCACACUUUGUUAUUGUUAUUAUUGCCUGUAGCCCUGAGCUGAUACAUAUGUGUUAUCUAAUUUUUGUAAUAAAAUGUUGGAAAGAAAA